Egretta garzetta (little egret) is the source of this 6407-nucleotide messenger RNA. RefSeq names its product claudin domain containing 1 (gene CLDND1). The transcript has 6 exons. Lineage: Eukaryota; Metazoa; Chordata; Aves; Pelecaniformes; Ardeidae. The record is from RefSeq and is a predicted model, not a curated record. Gene Ontology annotation, cellular component: membrane. Bases 190 to 945 code for a protein of 251 amino acids.
CACUUUUUGUGAACCGGUGGUGUUGAAGAAGCUGAAUGAAUGGAACAGUUAGGGUGCAUAGGAAGUUUGCAUUUCAGGCUCUCUGCUUACCACAAGACACAAGUGACGCUGAGUCUCUGAAGUGACCUGGAAUCAUUGGAGCUCUGUGUCCUGAGGGACUCUGAGGACCUCUGAAGCAGCCAGGGUGCAAUGAUGGAUAACCGUUUUGCUACAGCGCUAGUAAUUGCCUGCGUUCUCAGCCUCAUCUCCACCAUCUAUAUGGCAGCUUCCAUUGGCACUGACUUUUGGUACGAAUACCACACCCUGUCCCCAGCUGAGAAUGUUAGUGAAGCUGGUAGGAGCAUCUGGGAAGAGUUUGUCAGCGAAGAGGCAGAUGAGAAGACCUACACAGAUGCGCUUUUCCGGUGCAACGGCACGGUUGGAUUGUGGCGGAGGUGUAUCACUGUACCCAAAAACUCUCACUGGUACAGCCCACCAGAAACCGAUAUGACUACAAACUGCAUCAGUUUUUCUCUCUCUGAUCAGUUUAUGGAAAAGUACAUAGAGCCUGGAAAUCACAAUAGCGGCACAGAUUUGAAUCGAACUUAUCUCUGGCGAUUGCAGUUUCUUCUGCCCUUUGUCAGCCUGGGCCUCAUGUGCUUUGGGGCUCUGAUUGGGCUCUGUGCUUGUGCCUGCCGCAGCCUUUACCCUGCCAUUGCCACUGGAGUCCUUCAUUUCCUAGCAGGACUUUGUACGCUGGGCCUGGUUGGCUGCUAUGUAGCUGGGAUUGAGCUGCUCCAUAAGAAGCUGCCCCUGCCUGAUGAUGUGAGGGGUGAAUUUGGCUGGUCCUUCUGCCUAGCCUGUGUCUCGGCACCUUUGCAGUUUAUGGCAGCUGCUCUUUUCAUCUGGGCAGCUCGUACCAACAGAAAGGAAUUUACUCUCUUAAAAGCGUACCGUGUAGCAUAAGUGCUGCUACUAAAGUAUUGGGUUUCCAUGUCAUAGCCUCUUCUCCCCCCAACCCUUACUACUUUUUUCUUUUAGUCAGAAUUUUACUUUGUACUGCAUGCUUCUUGCUAGUUGAGACAAUUUAGCUUGCAGGCCCUGAAGACAAAGACCUCUGGGCUAAAUGACCAAACUCUGCCAGAAGUCUGCAGAACUUGAACGGGUUUUUAAUUUUUUUUAAGGUUUAUUAUUAUCUUUUUUUAAGCUUCAUUUGGUUGUUGAAUAUCCCCUUAGUUAGGUGUACAUGCCCCUUCUUAAUUUUAUUACCCUGUCAGCCUGGAGGAAAUAGGAGUGGUGUUGUGGACGAGAGAUAGGAAAAGAAAAGAUGCAGGUAGGCAAGAAUGGGGACCUCAGUGCACAAACAAUAAAUAAUCAGGAGCUGUCUGCUGUGUGACUCAAGCAGGCAGUACCUACAGAGAGCACCCAAGAGAGAUGGGGGAACUCAAACCUCUGUUACGGAAAUACUGUAGCUAAAUCAGUCCUGCAGCUUUGCUUUGGGUCUCUUACUCUCACUAGUUUGCUACUUGUUGUGGCUUCUGCCAGAACUGAUGCAGGCAGAGCAGCCGGCUGUGGGAGUGCCUGCCUAGCACACUGUCCUAAAGUAGACUCUGUGCUCAUGUUCACCAAGGAAUGGGAGAAGUUGGCCUACGUGGAGCCUUGUGCUGCUCUAGCUACACUGCUUCCAGGACCCAGGCUAGUUUGGCAUCUGCACUGCAUGUGGUUGUGCACUCUAAUCUUAACGUGUGGUGUUUUUGCUUGCUGUGAAAUAAGGCUUUCCUCUCUCUCGUGUUGAAAAAGACCCUUCACGAGUUUUUGGGGUUUUUUGGUUUUAACUUGGUUUAGUGUAUGUGUGUAUAUGUACAUAUAUAAACUUAACUUUUUUAAAGCUCACCUAUUUAUCCUAUGUAGCACACAACAGGGUUUUUUUUUUUUUAAAAGGUGCUGCUCUCUUCCCAUCUUGCCCCAAACCUAUUGUUUAAAUGAAAUAAUAAAAAAAAGCUCAGAAGUUUUCAGCGUGGCAUGAAUCUAAUGGGAGGGUGAGGGAAUGGUCUGAAGUGAAUUUUACUUGAGGAAAGAAAAGCCUAUGUCUACAUUGUUCUGUUUUCAGGGAAAUAUCACCAGAAACAAAGAUGUUUGGUUAGAUUUUUUUUUUUAAUCAAAUUCUUGGGCUCCUGUGAACUUCAAAUUUUUUCCUGCUCAUCAUUGGAGGGUGCAGCACCUCAUAACUUCUAAUUAGUUCACAGCUUCUGAGUGUAUUUCUUUUAAAUCACUGCAACUCUAGCCAGACCAGGUGGCAUGUCUUACCUAGAAAAACAAUAUUCCAGUUGUUUAGUUCUGAGGCCUUAACUCCCCUUGUUUCCUUACUCCAUGCUCAAUAGAAGAAAUAUGGCUUAGAAGAAAUAAAUCCUGAAAAAAAUUAGGAAGUCUGUGAUGGCAAGGGUUCUGUGAAAUACUAUUGAUGAGAAUGACACAGAAAUAAGCUUUUUUCUUAGAGCUGUUUUUUUAUUUCAUUUUGUGCUUUUUUUUUUUUUUUUUUGGUGGUGCUUCUACUGAUGUUCUCUUUGCUGGGUCAGCAAACAGCCCUAAUCAAAAGUUCCCUGAAGAUCAAGGAUAUCUGCUAGUAUUGUGUCUUUGUUUUUUAUCAUGUGUGUGAUGGGGAUCAACCUACUUCUUUUAUUAUCAUCAUUGGAGUCUUUACAAAAUUAAACCAGGACAAUGAUUAAAACCAAGAUCACUGAAAAAGCAGCAGCAGGCUGUUCAAGAUAAUCCUCUUUCUCUUGCUGUUGAGUAAUUUAAUUUUUCAACUUUCCUCCUAAAGUAGCUUCUUUCCCUCUCUACAAUGUCUGGGCCAAUUCUAACCCUGUGAGAGAGGAUGUGGUACUUUUGUGCACUAUCUGAGAAUAAAGAAAAUCUGUGAUGCUGAUAUGUACUGAUACAGUGCUUUUUCAGAGUCAUUAGUUAUCUCUGACUUAGGUAGAUAAGGCCUAACUGCUCAGCUUGUCGUCUUCCUCAUUUGUCAGAAUUACUAGGGCAUGCAAGCCUCAGGUCAGGUCAGGAGGACUGGAAGGUGAUAUUCUGCACUUUGAGAGGAAACGCAUGUUAUUUUAUCUAGUACAGUUUGGGGUUUUUUUUCUUUUUUUUUCAGGAGCUGGCAGAGUAAUCGUAUCUUGUGAUUUUAAUCUGAGCAAUGGGAAUCCUGUGUGCUUGCUCUCUCCUCUUGUAUCAGACAUCUAUUCUGAAGUAUAAAUCUCAGUUUUCAAAUGUUAACAUUCUUGCUUCCAAAAAGAGGAUUGUUAUAGAGAGAAAAGGGAAUGUUAGAGGUGCUGUCAGUCCUUUCUUGAUCAUUUUAAGUAUCAGCAAAACCAAGAUCGCCUGCUUUUGUCUGUGUCUCAGAAAAACGCUGCUGGAUUUCUCUGCCCUGAAAUCAAGAAAACGGCCUUUUAAUUGAUCCUUGAUUUGGACCAUUUAACUAUAAUGAGGGUCACCUUUCAGGGUUGGGGUUUUUUUUCCUUAACUCCUGUGCAAAGAUUUCUUCACUAGAAUGGGUUUCAGUGAGAAGCAGAUUUCAUACAGAAAGAUGACUACCCCUCUCUGUCUGGGGUGAUGAAUCUGCAUGUAGUUGUCUUGCUUUGUAACUGUGUGCUUUGCUCAAGGUGUAAAGGGAGCAAGAAGAGUUCUUGGAUUGCUGGCUUGGGUCCACUAAAUGGUGUUGGAGGAGGACAGAAAAAUAGAGUAGACACUGAGGAUGGAGUAAUUCUAUAAAAGAGAGAUGUUUAAGCACACUUAACAGGUACUGACACACAUCUUGACCCAGAGUGUGUGGUACAGGCCCUUCACACCGGCAGUUCCUCGUGCCACAUUCAGAGGUUGGCUGCGUUCAAGAGAAGCUUGAGCCCUGUGUGCAUGUUUGUGAUCACAUAUGUAUAUGCAAAUACAGACACCAUUGCUCAAAAAAUCUAAGAGUGUUCCAACUCUGGAAGAAAGUGGUGAGAUCAAAGGCUGAUUUGUGUUCCUCACUAUUUUGUGGUCUGACCACGGGAGAUGUUUCUUGAUACCAGUUCAGUGUUGGAGAUAGGGAUGAGGGGGGAUGAGGCAGAUACACACAGUGAGAUGAAAAGAAGGGAUGUCCUUGUGUGUCUGUGUGCACAGGGGAAAUGGCACGCACCUCUAACACUGUUACAUGGGCCAGUGCAAGUGAAGGCAAGGUACAUCAAAGGAAGAGGAGAAACCAAAGAGGAGGAGGACAAAUCCCAUCAAACUGAGCGUGAGAACCGAGGAUGCUUGAGACUGCAUGGACACAAGCACACAGGACUGUGGCAUGAACUCCCAAUGUGGUACUGUGUAGUCAGCACAGCAAAGGCCACCUGCUGCUCCUCCACCACCACUACCUUCCUGCCCACCUGUGGCACCGUCACAGUGGUGGCAUAAGUAAGUGGGUGAACUCUCUUGUGUUUAUGAGAAGCCUGUAAAGGUUCUGUCCCCUGAAUCCGAGGUGGGCAAGCUGCAUUUGUCCUUCAAACAUGCCCUUGUGAGAAUGUUUCUUCUUCACAGGCUUGGGCUCGUUUACCUGCCAACACUGUGGAACCACGAGGAAAGCAGGACUAGCAGAAAGCUGCACCAAGCAAUAAAGUGUUUAGUCUAGGUAGCAGCUUUUUCUGACUUUCUUUUUUUUUGCCUCAAAACGACAUUUUCCCUGUCCUCUCCCCUGGCUCCAAACAACUCUGAGAAGGGGCUGGUUAAUGUAGCUGCAAAGAGGCAUUUUAUUAUUGUGGCUUUAAAGACUGCUCCCACAGGUAUUGCAGGAAGGAUUCCUAAAACCAGGAGAAUAGUCAAUCCCAUUUCCUUACUUUAAAAAAAAGCAUUAUAGAGCAGACACAAAAAAUUGCUUUCUUGUGUAAAGGGAACAUUUUGCCACUUACGAAAGGAAUAACAUGUUGUGGGUGCAAGUGAUGAUAGCAUGGUCUCGUAUGGCCUAAGAGGCCCUUAUAAUCUGUUGUUGUAGCAGAAACUAGGUGUGGUGGUCUGGUUUUCCUUCUGGAUUGUGUGCUGGCCAGGUGGUUCUUUCCUCAUGGAAGGUCUGUUGCAGUCUUUUUGCUAUGGUGAUAAUAAAUGCCUCCUCUCCCCUCAUUUAAAAUGUUCUGAAGUGUAUUUUGAGAAAGGUGUUUGGUUUUUAUUUUUUUUCUGUUCUUUGUCACAUGGUUGGUGCCAAGUUAUGUACCAACUUGUGGUCUCUCAUGCAGUGCUGUCUUAGUUCUGUGAUUCAAGGCAAUGACUUCUGAAAAGCUCUUUCCUGCUCACUAGCAUUGUGUGUAUUCAGCCAGCACCUGCUAUUCAAAGAGAAAUUCUGAAAUGUCAGCAGCUUGUCAUCAUUCUAUCUUGGGCUGACUGCCCACCUCUAUCUGUGUGUAUUUUCUACUUGAGUAGAUCGCGUAUCUCAACAGAGAGAGGAUGACAUCUUGAAGCUGCUUUUUUUUUUUUUUUUUUGGUCCCUCCCAUUUCCUCAGAAAUAGCUAGAGUCUUGUGCUAUAGAGCUUUUUUAUAACCUGGUUUCUAAUAGGAAAUGAUCAAAACUUUGCCUGUUUACUACUAACUCUUCUAUUGCUGUAGAAUAUGCCUUAUAUUUUUAAACUACAGCUUUCAGAACUACAGGGUGUAAAGUGAAGCCUUUGUUCAAUUAUGGUUCAGAUACAUGACAAUUGAAGAAUGGAUAGUCCAUAUCUGGAAGACUGUAUAGGUGACAGCCUAUACAGCUGUAUGCAAAAUUACAUUUAACAAGCACUUCUCUUGAAGUGAGCUAUAUCAGUAUAUAGCUGAUAUAGCCAAACCUUUAUACAAACCAAUGACUGCUGAAAAAAACCCUGACAGCAAUAAUGUAUACCAGCCCUGUCUCUUCUUUUCCCUUCUAAAAUUACUACUUUUAAAAAUAACCAUAGGGACAGUGUUUUAUUUAUUGAUCAGGUUAGAGCAUUGAGUGUCAGUUGUCUCUGUGCUUCCUGCUUUCUGUGUACAGACAAGGGUGAAGGAGAUGGUAAUUAAUUUUUGCAGCGGAUCCAAACAUCUUUCUAGAUUUGGCUUUUCUGAACUGAAGAUCGAAAAUUUUCGAGACAACUAGAACCUCUUGUUUAAUCAAAAUUAAUUAUUGCUUAAUCAAAACUGUCCUAAGAAAAAAGGUUAGUGGAUUUUUUAAUAGCCUUCUAUCUUUUUCCAUAUUUCUCAUGUCUUCCAUCUGCAUCUUUUGAAGUGUUUCUUACAUUAAAUGGUUUUAGAAUAUUAUCUUUUUUACCUUGAGGUUUGCAAAGAAGAUGAUCUGGUGUAUUUUGUAUCAGUAUCUGAGAUGAGGAGACCCUUGCAUACGUAACGUUUUAGUGGACCUAUCCAUUACACUUGUAACUUGGGCUAGCUUUCAAUACCAGGAAUGGAUAUUU